This is a messenger RNA of Cuscuta europaea, 2221 nucleotides long. NCBI's taxonomy places the organism in Eukaryota, Viridiplantae, Streptophyta, Magnoliopsida, Solanales, Convolvulaceae. The record is from the annotation of a GenBank genome assembly.
GUAAAUUAGUCCUUGGCAACCCUAAGUAAAAGUCUCCCUUGGCCUUGCCUCCGACCUAACGUGCUCAACCUAGAGUGUGUACGAUAUAACUGCUUUUUGUGUUACAAUCCAACCACCAACGAAUAGCCCAAGCGUCCCUUGAUUUCUCGCUGUUUUGCUGCUCGGCCACGGGUUUCUCGCACGGAGAAUUAGUUGCACUUCUGUUUCCCCGAGAAAGAUCAGAUCUAGGAGAAAACGAAGAAGAUCCGAGAGAUGGGUAGCUCUGGAAUUUCAUGGAAAUUGAACGACCACCCCAAGCUCCCCAAAGGGAAAACCAUCGCGUUGAUUGUUUUGGAUGGGUGGGGCGAGGCUAAAGCUAAUGAGUAUAACGCUAUCCACGUUGCUGAAACUCCCACCAUGGAUUCUUUCAAACAGGGUCAUCCGGAUACAUGGAGGUUGAUCACAGCACACGGUCAUGCAGUGGGUCUCCCCACACAAGAUGACAUGGGCAACAGUGAGGUUGGCCACAAUGCCCUCGGUGCUGGAAGGAUCUUUGCCCAAGGUGCAAAGCUUGUUGACUCGGCCCUUGCUUCUGGAAAAAUUUAUGAUGGAGAAGGAUUCAAUUACAUUAAAGAAAGAUUUCAAACUGGAACUUUGCACUUUAUUGGGCUACUGAGUGAUGGAGGUGUCCACUCCAGGCUUGACCAAUUGCUGCUGUUGGUGAACGGUGCUGCUGAUCGUGGUGCCAAAAAGAUCCGUGUCCAUGCCUUAACGGAUGGGCGUGAUGUACUUGACGGUUCAAGCGUAGGGUUCAUGGAAACCCUUGAAAAUGAUCUCGCAAAAUUGCGACAAAAGGGCAUUGAUGCUCAGGUUGCAUCAGGUGGAGGUCGCAUGUAUGUGACGAUGGAUCGAUAUGACAAUGAUUGGGAUGUUGUAAAGCGAGGUUGGGAUGCCCAAGUUCUAGGUGAAGCUCCAAACAAGUUUAGGAAUGGUCUUGAAGCCAUCAAGAAGCUUAGGGAGGUUCCGGGUGCCAAUGAUCAGUACUUACAGGCAUUUGUCAUUGUGGAUGAAAAUGGAAAGCCCGUUGGGCCCAUUGUAGAUGGUGAUGCUGUCGUGACCUUCAACUUCCGUGCAGAUCGUAUGGUUAUGUUAGCUAAGGCCCUUGAGUAUGAAAACUUUGAUAAAUUCGACCGUGUCCGGAUUCCUAAAAUCCGGUAUGCUGGUAUGCUACAGUAUGAUGGCGAGUUGAAGCUUCCUAGCCAUUACCUUGUUUCUCCUCCAGAAAUUGACAGAACUUCUGGGGAAUACUUGGUACACAAUGGUAUUCGUACUUUUGCUUGCAGUGAAACUGUGAAAUUUGGACAUGUCACUUUUUUCUGGAAUGGGAACCGUUCUGGAUAUUUUAAUGCUGAUAUGGAGGAGUAUGUUGAAAUUCCAAGUGAUGUGGGGAUAACAUUCAAUGUCCAGCCAAAAAUGAAGGCUACAGAGAUAGGUGAAAGGGCUAGAGAUGCUAUCCUUAGCGGCAAGUUUGAUCAGGUACGUGUUAACAUUCCAAACGGUGACAUGGUUGGACAUACCGGUGACAUUAAAGCAACUAUUGAAGCUUGCAAGUCUGCCGAUCAAGCUGUCAAGAUGAUAAUUGAUGCAAUAGAACAAGUUGGGGGAAUUUAUGUUGUUACGGCAGAUCAUGGAAAUGCAGAAGACAUGGUGAAGAGAAACAAGAAGGGAGAGCCACUUCUCGACAAGAAUGGAAACAUCCAGAUCCUCACUUCUCACACCUGUGAACCCGUACCUAUAGCAAUAGGUGGGCCAGGUCUGAGCAAAGGAGUUAGAUUCCGGCGAGAUGUCCCAACUGGCGGUCUUGCUAAUGUUGCUGCAACUGUGAUGAAUCUGCAUGGGUUUGAAGCACCUGACGACUACGAGUGCACCUUGAUUGAGGUUGUUGACAAUUAAAGAGGACUUUUUUUCCUUAAAUUAUAUGUAUGUUGGUAUUAAGAAUUUUUGGUUUAAAAGUAUUCAGGAGAAACAUGCCAAACUUCAUUCUUGAAUCUUGGCUGGUAUACAGCGCAUCAUGUUUUUGGUUGUACUAGAUCAUGAAUUUUGAUACUAAUAAGAGCAACCGCUCACUUGGUUUAGUGAAAAGCUGCAUCAUGCAUUAUACUAAAUUAUUUUAUGUUUCUCAAAUCCAUCCCCCUUUUCAUUUUUGGUAUGAUAAAAUUCUCUUGAAUGGUCUGCGAAAUGU